Molecule: messenger RNA, 2781 nt
Organism: Trifolium pratense (red clover)
Lineage: Eukaryota; Viridiplantae; Streptophyta; Magnoliopsida; Fabales; Fabaceae
Product: EIN3-binding F-box protein 1-like
Exons: 2
Coding region: 427-2325 (632 amino acids)
Biological process (GO): SCF-dependent proteasomal ubiquitin-dependent protein catabolic process
Cellular component (GO): SCF ubiquitin ligase complex
Molecular function (GO): protein binding
Source: RefSeq, a predicted model, not a curated record
AAAGUGGUUUUGUGUUCCUGGUUUUGGUUUUUGUGUAAAGUGGUAUAUUAAAAAAUUUGCUGAGGUGGUUGGUUUGGUUGGAAAACCGGUUUUAAGGAUUGAUUCAUUGCAUUCUGAAAUCUUGCAGUGUAGCAUUGCACCUAUUCUGUGUUUUUUUUUUCUGUCCCAUUUCCAAUGUAUAAAACACAACUUUGUUUUGUUUUGUUACAAGACAAUAUUUCCAAUUAACAUACAAAUCCAAAUACAGAAGCUAGUUUAAAGUUUCUUCCUUUUUUACAUUUUUUCUCCUUAGCGGGAUUUUUCAUAUCAAAUGCUCUUGACCCAUUUCACCUUUAUAUAUCUCUUUGUGUUCUGUAUAGUUCAUCAGUUUUUUCUUUGUGAUUUUGAGCUUGUUUUUGCUGAAUUCUCUUGCUUGUUGUACUCAUCAUGCCUGGUCGUGUCAAUAACAAUGGUGAUGAACUGUAUCCUGGGGGUUCUAGGGGUGGGAGUAGGUUGCAUAAUAACAGUUCCAAUGCUGAUGUGUACUGCCCUCCUAAGAAGCGAGCUCGAAUCAGUAGCCCGUUUAUCAUUGGAGAUCUUGAGCAUGAGGAAGAUUAUAAGUCUAGUAUUGAAAUCCUUCCAGAUGAAUGUCUCUUUGAGAUAUUCAGAAGGGUCGAGUGUGGCAAAGAGAGAAGCUUGUGUGCUAGUGUAUCGAAAAGGUGGCUUAUGCUUGUGAGCAGUAUAUGCAAAGAUGAAAUUGAAUCUGUUGUAGAAACAAACUCUUCUGGUGUGAGUGGUGAAGAUUUUGAAGGUGACGGCUUCCUUACUAGACGUUUGGAAGGGAAGAAAGCUACCGAUGUAAGGCUUGCUGCUAUUGCUGUUGGGACUGGUUGCCGCGGUGGACUUGGAAAUCUGUCUAUCAGAGGAAGUAACUCGGAACGAGGUGUUACAGAUCACGGUAUCUCAGCCAUUGCUCGUGGUUGCCCUUCUCUCAGAUCACUUUCUUUGUGGAAUGUGCCUUCCGUUGGUGAUAAGGGUCUGUGUGAGAUUGCAAAAGGAUGUCAUAUGUUGGAGAAGCUCGACUUGUGCCAUUCUCAGAUCACUAACAAGGCUUUGAAUGCAAUAGCUGAAGGUUGCCCUGACUUGACGACCUUAAACAUUGAAUCAUGCUCUAUGAUUGGAAAUGAGGGUUUGCAAGCUAUUGCAAAGUCAUGCCCUAAGCUGCAGUCGAUCUCUAUCAGGGAUUGUCCUCUUGUUGGGGAUCAUGGUGUGGCUAGUUUGUUAUCAUUGGCUUCCAACUUGACAAGGGUAAAGCUUCAGCAUUUGAAUAUUACUGAUUUUUCUCUGGCUGUUAUUGGCCAUUAUGGAAAGGCGAUAACAAAUCUGGUUCUCAGCCGUCUUCCGAAUGUAAAUGAAAGGGGGUUUUGGGUCAUGGGGGUUGCACAAGGUCUGCAGAAUCUGGUGUCGCUUACUAUUACUUCCUGCCUAGGGGUAACCGAUGCGAGCAUGGAAGCCAUAGGCAAAGGUUGCCCCAACCUGAAGCAGAUGUACCUUCGCAGGUGUUGCUUUGUAUCCGACAGUGGAUUGGUAGCAUUUGCCAAAGCCGCAGGAUCUCUGGAGAACUUACAGUUGGAGGAGUGUAACAGGGUCACCCAAUAUGGGAUUAUCGGUGCCCUUUCAAACUUCAAAACGAAGUUGAAAUCACUUACACUUGUGAAGUGUGUGGGAGUUACAGAUAUUGAUGUGGAAGUAUCUAUGUUUUCUCCUUGUGAAUCUCUUCAAUCUAUAACCAUUCAAAAUUGCCCUGGUUUAGGCAGUGCUAGCUUGGCCAUGAUCGGGAAAUUGUGUCCACAACUUCAGCAUGUUGAUCUGACCGGACUUAACCACAUAACAGACGCAGGACUUCUCCCUCUUUUGGAGAAUUGUGAGGCUGGACUUGUCAAUGUGAACCUUAAAGGUUGCUCAAACUUGACAGAUAACAUAGUUUCUGCCUUGGCCAGACUACACGGCGGAACUCUCAAAGUACUAAAUCUUGAUGGAUGCUGUUAUGUUACGGAUGCGAGCUUGGUUGCAAUUGCGGAUGACUGCCUACUUCUGGAUGAUCUUGAUGUGUCAAAGUCUGCAAUCACCGAUGCUGGUAUAGCCGUUCUCUCUGAUGCCAAACAGCUUAAUUUACGAGUGCUUUCAUUGUCCGGAUGUCCUUAUGUUUCGAACAAGUCUGUGCCUUUCCUGAUGAAAUUAGGCCAGACGUUGUUGGGAUUGAAUAUUAAAAACUCCAAUGCAAUUGGCUACAACGCAAUUCGGUUUCUUGUGGGGAAAUUAUGGAGAUGCGAUAUCCUGGUCUAAUCCUGAUAGAACUGCUAAAGAAGGAAAGGAUAUAGAUUACUUUUAUUGAGUUAUAAUAAUGAAGCAACAGGUGGUAACAUUCAGACAUACUUUUUUUUUUGGUGGAUAUGACUAUCAAGGGUGGAUUGCAGUGCGGUUUGUGGAGUCGGUUGUUUUCUAGGGAACUUUGGUUUGUUCCUUCACUAGCCCUUUUUUGCAAGCAUUUUUAAAUACAGGAAUGCUUGUUUAUUACAACCCCUUUUGGCUAUAGUCCCCGAGAACACAGUUACUGAGUCUUGGUUGAUGGUAUCUACUCUAGAUAGUACAUAGCUUAGGUUUUACCUUGUAUUGCUGGAAUGUUCUAGUCUGUAUGUUUUAGGUUUAUUUCAUGUCUUUUGUCAUGUUAGUAUCUUUGUAACAAUCAAGCGUGUUAAAACGCCUAAGUUCUGAAUAAAGGUUUAGCUUCUUUUUAUUUUU